ACGAAUUAGCGGGAGCACCGGCGAGACUUCCUUCCAUUUCAAACAUCAGGCGGAUCAGUCGACGAUGUUUUUCUUUGUUGUUUUGUUUCGUUUUUAACACAGCCUUUGCUUUUUAAUGUUUAUAAACAUUUAAUUUUGUGAAAACAACGAUAAAGAACCGAUGGAUUUAACAGAGGAGGAUUUAUCUGCUCGCGUGUUGUUGAGGAAAGUUCUUCACACAGAGCAACCGAGAUCUCCUGUAACCAGAAGUGCAAACAGUGUACGGCGGAGUGCUAGGAUGAAACAUGCCGCUGGAUUGGAGAGUCCUGGAUCUGCCUUGCGUCACAGACUCAAGAAGAAACUCCAUGAGAGUGCUGCAGCUUCCCCUCUCCCUUUACCUAAACGUAUGAGGUCAUCUGUAGUGAAGCAGGACCCUCCUAACAUGGCCCCAUCCACACUGGAUGAUGAGGACCUGACGACUCGUGGUCUGCUCAGGGGGAUCAUUCACAUGGAGACCGAAACAUCGCUGUUGAUGUCGGGUCAGCCUGCACUACAAGAAUCAGAACCGAAUCCAGAGACCAGUGUGUCCAGUGCUGGGGAAAGAACUGAAGGUCUAUCUGGAGCCGAGCUGUCUGAUCUGACUCUGCACACUGAACCCUUGACGCAUGUGGUCCGAGGACUGAGUCGCAAGAAACAGCAGCGCGUCUUCAGUGUGUCAGCGCUUGAGAAACAGUUUGAUCAACUGACAGAUAACACAGAGGACGUCUCGCGUGUCUCUGAAAGAGGUGAUGUUUUCCAAGAGAAACCCGAUACAUCUCAGGAUUCAGAUUUUUCUGCUGGCUCAAAGAGUUUGUGUUCUGUCAGUGGGCUGAACCUGACAUUGAAGACCCCGUUUGUAGAGAGACGCUCUGAGAGGGCGGUGCUCCAGAGAAAAGUGUCCAAUAGGAGGCUGCAGUCUGUGGAGGCGUUUGAUGAGGCCGUUCAGAGAUGCUUGGAGCAGGGUCCUAACCAAGAACAAUCUGUAUCUCUGGCAGGAAAAACUCUGGACGAUUCUUCAUGGCAGAAGUUCACACUAGGCCUCAACGAUGUAACAGAGCUUUACGUCCAGAUGAAAAAAGACGACACUGUUGAACCGUCUGCUGAGAUUGACAAUGACGAACAGGCAGAGACAGAAAAGGAUGAACAAUAUCAUGUCAGUGAAAUUCCUAAUGAUCGAGACUCAAAGAUAUUAAUUCAAGACGAAAAAGAACAUGAGAUGGAGUCACUACUACUGGAUGAUGAAGAGGUGGUGCCUUCUUCCCAAGAAUCCCCAAGAGAUGAAGUGUUUCUCAAUACUGAAUAUGAUAUUAUACUUGCUCCAACACAAGCAAUGACCGAAUCACUUCCCGAAUCUCAGAAUGCAGAGCUAGAAGGUCAAUUAUCAGGUGAGAAUGAUGUGGUUGUGGAGGAAAUUGCUCAUGAGGAGAUUGUGGAAGAUGUUGAACACGAGAACGUGGUGGAAAUUGAGGCUGAGGAGGUUGAAUAUUCUGAAGAGAACUCUGAUGGUCUGAAUUAUCCAGAGCGAAUAACUCGCAGAGCUCACCGUUCAGAGGGAGCAGGGGCUGUCUUGGCAAUUCCAGGCACUACAACAAGAGUCACAAAGAGUUUUGGAGCGGGAUUGAACCCCAGAGAAAAAGAUCUUCUGGAUUUAAUCGAUGGGGACAGAGAGAGUGUGGAGAACAUUUUAGAUGAAGAAAGACAAGCACUUGUCAGUCCUACGUCUCCCCAAUUCCACCAUGAAGAAGUAAUCAUCACAUCUGAGCAGAGGUCAACACAAAAUGAAGCUAGUUUGAAUGAAGAUGAUCUGCCGCAGUUUACUGAAAAUGAGGAUGUCAACCAGUCAGAAGAGAAGAGGGAGGAGCUAAUAGAUUCAGAGCCUGCCAAUCAACCACCCGAGCCUGCAGAGGAGCUUAUAGAGUCUCAAUCAGCCAAUCAGAGCACUGAGGCUGAUGAGGAGAAGGAGCUAAUAGACUCUGAACCAACCAAUCAGAGCACUAAGCCUGAGGAUGAUGAGGAGGAGGAGGAGCUAAUGGACUCUGAACCAACCAAUCAGAGCACUAAGCCUGAUGAUGAUGAGGAUGAGGAGGAGCUAAUGGACUCUGAACCAACCAAUCAAAGCACUAAGCCUGAUGAUGAUGAGGAGGAGGAGGAGCUAAUAGACUCUGAACCAACCAAUCAGAGCACUGAACCACCACAGGAUGGGGAGGACAUGAUGGAAUCCGAAUUAGCCAAUCAGAGUCUUCAACCUGCAAAGGAUAAAGAGGAGAUGCUAGAAUCAGAGCCAGCUAAUCUGACGUCUGAAGCUGCGGUGGAGGAGGAAGAGGAUAUUAUUGACUCCGAACCAGCCAAUCAGAGCUACGAAUUUGCCCAGGAAGAGGAGGAAGAAGAGGAUGUUGAUGAAGAUGAUGCUCGCAGUGCAGAACUGUCCAUAAAAACUCCAGCUUUCGUAAAACAGAAGAGAGUGUUCGCAAGUCCUUCUGCGCAGACCACACUAACAGUCCUCAAAGAAGUGAAUGCUGGUGCUGGCCCUCAGGUGUCCAGACGAGCCCCCAGACAGAAGCGUCAGACGGGGACUGAUGUUCUUCCCAAAAGUUACGUAAUGAGCAUCUUCAAGCACUUCGCCAAGACCAAGGUGGCCAGUGACGUCUAUCCUGUCAUUAAUGAGAUUCUGAAGAAGUACUUUGACCGGUUGGCUGAUGAUCUAGAAACAUACGCAACUCAUGCCAAACGUAAAACUAUUGAGGUUGAGGAUUUUGAGCUCCUCAUGAGAAGACAGGGCUUCGUGACCGACAGCAUGCCUGUAAAUGUGCUGAUAGAGAAGUACCUCCCGCUGGAGUAUCGCAAACUUCUCAUCCCGGUGGCCACCAGUGGAAAUAAAGUCAUCCCCACACAAAGAAGGUGAACAUGCAGAUAUGACUCGUGUUCUUGUAAAUAUGUGAAUACGUUCAAAACAAUACAAAUACCUUUUUGUAAAUUAUGAUUUGUGUAAUAUAUAUCUGUUUCUUGCAUAACCAUUAAGAAAACAACUUUACUUUGUAUUUUUAGCCAUUAAUGUAUAUUUUUCAAAGCAUU
Messenger RNA from Danio rerio (zebrafish), 3090 nucleotides. The record is from RefSeq and is a predicted model, not a curated record. Lineage: Eukaryota; Metazoa; Chordata; Actinopteri; Cypriniformes; Danionidae.